AUGUCUCUCUCUGGGGCUUCCCUUUAUGACGGGACUGUGCCACUCUCUGUCGGCAUCCGAAGACAUAAUCAUGAAUUAAACACAAAGGUAAUGGUGCUGGUGAAGAACACAGAAAACGUUGACUUUGUCCAGACAGACAAACCGAUGUACAAGCCAGGACAGACAGUCAAAUUUCGGGUUAUCUCUAUGGAUAAAAAUCUACGCCCCCUGAAUACAUUGUUUCCUCUGGCUUACAUUGAGGAUCCAAAGAUGAACCGAAUUAUGCAGUGGCGGGAUAUCAACACAGAGAACGGGUUCAAGCAACUGUCUUUCAGGCUGUCAUCAGAGCCCAUCCAGGGCUCCUACAAGAUAGUGAUACUAAACCAAUCAGGAGUGAAGAAACAGCACCCCUUCACCGUGGAGGAAUUUGUGGUUCCCAAAUUUGAAGUUCGUGUCAAGGUCCCAAAGGCCAUCUCUGUAAAUGGUGAAAAACUGAAUGUGACUGUGUGUGGCAUGCUAGAGAACACAGGCUGCAUCACACAAGAAGAAAACAUUAGUAUGUUCCAACUAAAGGAAAGAUAUUUUCGAGCCCAGAAUUUUCAUGUGAAUGCAAAGGUUAUUGAAGAAGGGACAGGAUUGGAGUUCAGCGGAUCUGGAACAACAAAAGUUGAAAAAACCAUAAGCAAACUCAUAUUUGUGAAACCAGAGUCACACUUUAGACAUGGGAUUCCCUUUCUUGUGAAAGUCCGCCUCGAGGAUCUCCAGGGUGCUCCUAUUCCCAAUGAGCAAGUCUUUUUCAAAGUACAAUCUGGCUACUCCCAUGCUACCACCACUGACCAUCAUGGCCUGGCAGAGUUCUCCAUCAACACCACUGGCAUUGAGGGCGAUUCCCUCAAUAUCAAAGUUUACCACAAGGAGGAAUAUUUUUGUUGGAAUUUCCCUUGCAUGGAAGAAGAAUAUGGAGUAGCACACCACGUGGCCUACAGUGUUUAUUCCAUCAGCAAGAGCUAUGUCUACCUUGAGAAGGAAGCCGGCAUCUUGCCCUGCAGUCAGAGUCACACAGUUUGGGCACAUUUUAUUCUGAGAGGGACUGCCUUGAGAGUGCUGAGAGAGCUCAACUUUUACUACCUGGUCAUGGCCCAUGGCAAGAUCAUCCAAACUGGAAGCCACACUCACCACAUGGAGGCACGAGACCCCGGAAACCUUCCUUUAGCUCCAGAGAAAGGGAACUUUACCUUGGAGAUCCCUGUGGAGUUCGGCAUGGCCCCUGUGGCUAAAUUGCUCAUCUAUGCCAUCUUGCCUGAUGGAGAAGUGAUUGCAGAUUCUGCAAAUUUUGACAUUGAAAAGUGUCUUCUCAACAAAGUGGACCUAAGCUUCAAGCCAGCCCAAAGUCUUCCUGCCUCACAGGCCCAUCUGCGUGUCACAGCUUCUCCUCAGUCCCUCUGUGGCCUGAGAGCAGUGGACCAAAGCGUAUUGCUCCUGAAGCCUGAAGCUGAGCUCUCUCUUUCCUGGAUAUACAACCUGCCAGAAAUGCAGGACAAGGACCCUAUACCAAGUUUCCACCAGCUGCCCAAAGACCAAGUCUUUUGUGUCUGGCCUGGAGAUAAGGCCCUUGUGGGUGUCACACAUUCAGUAAGAAAAGCAAAUGAGAAGGACGUCUAUGAAUACCUGGACGACAUGGGUUUAAUGGCAUUAACCAACUUGAAGAUCAAACAUCCCAAAUUAUGUCUUGGCUAUCAUGGUACGGUAGUAGAAGGGCACAUGUACUUAGCUUUAUAUAGGAGUUCAGGAAGACCUGUACCUGCACACUUUGGAGCAAGAACAUCUCCAUCACAUGAGAAGACACAGCUUGAAGAUUCAGUUGCUGAGACUAUUCGAAAAUAUUUUCCUGAAACCUGGAUCUGGGAUUUAGUCACAGUAGACUCCUCAGGAGUAGCUGACAUGGAAGUGACGGUCCCUGACACCAUCACUGAGUGGAAGGCCGGAGCCCUCUGCCUGUCCAACGACACUGGGCUUGGCCUCUCCCCUGUGGUAUCUCUCCAAGCCUUCCAGCCCUUCUUCGUGGAGCUCACGAUGCCCUACUCUGUGAUCCGUGGAGAAGCCUUCACGCUCAAGGCCACUGUGCAGAGCUACAUUCCUUCGUGCAUCCGGGUGAGUGUGGAGCUGGAGGCCUCUCCUGACUUCACAGCUGUCCCAGUGGCAAAAGACCAAGAUUCUUACUGCCUCUGUGCCAAUGGGAGGCACACAGAAUCCUGGUUGGUAACUCCCAAAUCUUUAGGGAAUGUGAAUUUCUCUGUGACUGCAGAAGCAGGACAGUCCCCAGAGGCCUGUGGCUCUGAUGUGCCCACAGUGCCUGAAACGGGGAAAAGGGACACGGUUGUGAAAGUCCUCAUAGUCGAGCCUGAAGGAAUUAAGAAGGAGCACUCCUUCAGUUCACUCUUCUGUGCAUCAGAUGCUGUGCUAUCAGAAAACUUGUCCCUGGUGAUCCCACCGACAGUGGUGACCGAUUCAGCCAGAGCCCAUUUCUCUGUGUUGGGUGAUAUCUUAGGUUCAGCCAUAAAAAACAUACAAAACCUUCUCCACAUGCCCUAUGGCUCUGGGGAGCAGAACAUGAUCCUCUUUGCUCCUAAUAUCUACGUACUGAAAUACCUGAAUGAAACCCAGCAGCUGACCCAGAAGAUCAAAUCCAAGGCCAUUGACUACCUCAUUGCUGGUUAUCAGACAGAGCUGAACUACAAACACAAGGAUGGCUCUUACAGCAUCUACGGGGAUAAAGACCAACGUGAAGGAAACACUUGGCUCACAGCCUUUGUGCUCAAGUCUUUUGCCCAAGCUCGAGAGUUCAUCUUUAUUGAUGAGAAGCACAUCACUGAUGCCUUCAAGUGGCUCUCCCAGCAGCAGCAGGACCACGGCUGCUUCAGGUGGUCUGGAUGGCUGUUCAACAAGGUCAUAAAGGGAGGAGUAGAAGAAGGAGUGACCCUCACUGCCUAUAUAACCAUCGCUCUCUUGGAGAGUUCCCUCCCAGACGCACAUCCUGUUGUCUUCAAAGCCCUGACCUGCCUAGAGUCAUCCUGGAAGACAAUAGAGCAAAGGAAAAACUACAACUCUGUGUACACCAAGGCACUGCUGGCCUAUGCUUUUACUCUAGCAGGGAACCAGGAUAAGAGAAAAGAAAUCCUGAAGUCACUGGACAAUGACGCUAUAGAAGAAGGCAACUCCAUCCAUUGGGAAAAUCCUAAGGAACCCACGAGUUCGGAGGAGUCUCUGUAUGAGCUCCGGCUUCCCUCUCCUGUAGUGGAGAUGAAUGCCUAUAUUCUCCUGGCUCUCGUAGCUCCCCAGCCAGCCCCGAGCCCCGAGGACAUGGCUUUGGCAAUGCGCCUUGUGAAGUGGCUCACAAAGCAGCAAAAUUCCUAUGGUGGCUUCUCCACCACACAGGACACCGUGGUGGCUCUCCAUGCUUUGUCCAAGUAUGGAGCACUUACUUUUUCCAGAAGUCAGAAAACGUCUUCGGUGACCAUCCAAUCAUCAGGGACAUUUUCCCACAAGUUCCAAGUGGAGGACAGUAAUCGCCUGUUACUGCAGCAGGUCCCAUUACCAGACAUUCCCGGGGAAUAUAAAAUUCACAUGACAGGAGAAGGAUGUGUGUAUGCUCAGACGACGCUGAGGUACAAUGUGCACCUGGAGAAGCAGCAGUCUGCGUUUGCUCUGCAUGUACAGACAGUACCUCUAACUUGUGAUAACUCCCAAGGCCAAAACAGCUUCCAGAUCCUGCUAGAGAUCAGUUACACAGGGAGCCGCCCAGCCUCCAACAUGGUGAUUGCUGAUGUGAAGAUGGUGUCUGGUUUCAUUCCAUUGAAACCAACAGUGAAGAAGCUUGAGAGAUCAGAGCACGUGAGCAGAACAGAAGUGAGCAACAACAAUGUCUUGUUAUACGUGGAUCAGGUGACCAAUCAGACACUGGCCUUCUCCUUCAUCGUUCAACAAAACAUCCCAGUAAGGAACCUGCAGCCUGCCAUUGUGAAAGUCUAUGACUACUAUGAGACAAAUGAAGUGGCUUUUGCUGAAUACAGCGCCCCCUGCAGCACAGAGAAAGAAAAUGCUUGAAACUUGUAUCUGUGGAGAAGGCAUUGCUGAAAUCCCCAAACCCAGGAACCUUCAAGA
Acomys russatus (golden spiny mouse) is the source of this 4140-nucleotide messenger RNA. Its product is annotated as murinoglobulin-1-like. The transcript has 34 exons. The coding region runs from base 1 to 4083 and encodes 1360 amino acids. The record is from RefSeq and is a predicted model, not a curated record. NCBI's taxonomy places the organism in Eukaryota, Metazoa, Chordata, Mammalia, Rodentia, Muridae. Gene Ontology annotation, cellular component: extracellular region. Gene Ontology annotation, molecular function: endopeptidase inhibitor activity.